Molecule: messenger RNA, 1920 nt
Organism: Lingula anatina
Lineage: Eukaryota; Metazoa; Brachiopoda; Lingulata; Lingulida; Lingulidae
Product: solute carrier family 2, facilitated glucose transporter member 1-like
Biological process (GO): monosaccharide transmembrane transport
Cellular component (GO): membrane
Molecular function (GO): hexose transmembrane transporter activity
Source: RefSeq, a predicted model, not a curated record
ACAUGAACUUAAAAACCUGUGGUGAUAAUGAAUAAAAAUUCAAAAUGAUUUCAAGAACAUGCAGUAAUGUCAUUAGCCCCUGCUUAAUGUAAAAUACACUUUCAUUAUUGUGCAGAACCUUGAACUGCUAAGGUAUGUUUACCACCGCAUGGGUUUCUUUUAUGUACCUGAAAAUUUCUGCACUGUCAUCAUGUAGUGUUUGCGUUUAGCACACGUACCAUUAAAACAUCUGACAGUUGAUAUUUGUGAUGCUAAUAACCUGAUAGUUAUUCUGACAGUAAGCUCUAUUUUAGUGUCCAAGCACCAGUAAGUGUAGUGGUCUACUAGUUCAGCAGGAAUGAUGGAGGGUUCACCUCAGCCUGGCAGCAGGUCCUUGACCUGGCGGCUGACACUUUCCGUCUUGUCUGCCAUUUUAGGCUCAUUUACAUUUGGUUACAAUACAGGGGUUAUCAAUGCACCGCAAGCAAUUAUUGAAGAUUUUAUGAAUUAUACUCAGCUUGAAAGAAGUGGCAAUAUCAUGGAAGAGGGGACAAAGUCCAUCAUCUGGGGGUUCGCAGUCGCCAUCUUUGCCGUGGGUGGGAUGACAGGGGGCGUUCUAGCAGGGUGGUGGUCACACGUAUUUGGGAGGAAGAUUGGUAUGCUGCUGUGUAAUGUGUUCACGAUAAUCGGAGCAGCUCUGAUGGGCACGAGUCAAGUGGCCAAGUCCUAUGAAAUGAUAAUCGUAGGACGCCUGGUUGUGGGAUUAAGUUGUGGUUUGUUCACUGGGCUGGUCCCAAUGUAUAUCAAUGAAGUAGCUCCCACCAACCUGCGAGGUGCCCUGGGCACACUUCACCAGCUGGGGGUCACUGUAGGCAUCCUGGUCUCACAGAUACUGGGGAUCCCAGAAAUUCUUGGCAAUGUUUCAGGAUGGCCUAUUUUACUAGGAAUUACUGGUGCGCCUGCAGUCUUACAGUUACUGACGCUGCCUCUCUGUCCAGCUAGCCCACGCCAUCUUUUAAUUGAUAAGAGUAAAGAGAAAGAGGCCAGAGACGCACUUGUUGCCCUGAGAGGCUCUCAGGAAGUGGAGGAAGAGAUGGAGGAGAUGAGACAGGAAAAGAAAGCGGGAGAAAAAGAAGCUAAGAUGAACUUGAUCCAGUUAUUCAGGACUGCCACGUUACGUCAGCCUCUGCUGGUCAGUGUGGUGAUGCAUCUCUCGCAACAGUUGUCUGGCAUCCUUGUGGUGUUCUACUAUUCAACAAGCCUGUUUACAGAAGCAGGUAUUGAUGAUCAGAAACUUGCUUCUUACCUGACGGUGGGGGUGGGUGGAAUAAUGGUCAUCAUGACCUUUGUGACCAUCCCCUUGAUGGACCGAGCUGGACGUCGGACACUCCACUUGAUCGGUCUGCUGGGGAUGUUAGUGCUGGGAAUAUUAUUGACUAUCAGCAUGGCUUUACAGAAUUUAGUGCAAUGGUUCAGCUAUAUUAGUGUGGCCAGUGCGCUGCUUUUUGUUGUGUUCUUUGCCCUAGGACCAGGCUCUAUUCCAUGGAUGAUUGUGGCAGAGCUAUUCUCCCAGGGGCCUCGUGCAGCUGCGGUCAGUUUCGGUGUGUUGACCAACUGGACGGCUAAUUUUGCUGUGGGACUGGCUUUCCCUCCAAUGCAGGUAAAAGCAUUUCAAGAUUUGUGUAUGAAUAAUUUGGUUUUAAACCUGAGGAAUUCAAAGAACAAAUUAUGCAUGCAGUAAAAAUACAUCCCUUCAAGUAUGUGAUUUUAGUUACUGUUUUUGGGUUACCCCCCCUCCCCCCUAUCCCCUAAAAAAGAAUUAUUGUAACAAAAAAAAUGAGAAGAUCAGGAAUUGAAGUAUCAUGAAUAUCUUUUUGGGGCUUCUACUACAACAUUCUGACUAAAUAUCAGUUUUUGAACUGACUUGUUGAUGAACACUAA